AUGGAUCAAGGUGAUCAUAACGAUACACUCAGCGAAAACAGUCAUGAUGACCAACCAAGAUUCGCAGAAGGAGAGGAGGGGGGAGGGAGGGAGCAAUGGUGCUUAGGCAUGUACUCGGACUCUGAAAUAUCCACCAUCACACGCCUGUCCGUGCAGGAGCUCGCGUUCGGGUUCAAUGCCGCCCGCCAGGCCGUGAUCCUCCGCAUCGACGUGGAAGGCACCUUCAAAAGAGGUACGGUAUCGAGGAGGGUGCCGAUUGACCGGCCAGCCUUGAGGAGCGCGUUGGAUAUAGAGUCGUUCUUGCGAAUCUGGGCUGGGCGUGCGAAAAGGAAGGAUCUACCAGCUGAUUGUAUGUAUGCGGAUAUCAGUCGCGGCGAUCCGGCCGACAAUCAUCACUUCCAACAAGAAAGAAAUCGCAUUGGUGCGGACGUGAACGAUUCCCUAGGGACUCAGGGCGGACUCGGCCUCGAUUCAUCAGGUUGUCGCCACGAUGCACCACCACCGGGCGGACGCCACAGGGCAAAAGGACUGGAUGGAAUCUUGUCAUCUGGUGAUAUCAUAUGUACAAGCGCACGAUUGCCAGACAAGACGGUGGACGUUGACUCAAGUACCUGGCGCUUGUGCACGCUCUUGCCACACAGCACAACCGCGGCCAGCCACGAGCAUAAUCCUGCUGCCAGCUGUAGUGAUGUUUUCGAUGCCAAGAUGAAUUUCCCAAGCGCCAAAGGCUACCACCAGCAGGCCCGACUCCUGGAACAAGAUGAUGUGUCAGCACCCUCUUGCCAUCCAUGGAUAUCACUCUUUCCUGCUUCUUACACACCGUCGCUACCAACACUUGGAGCAGCAGCAGCAGCCUCUGACUCCCGUGCUGUCUUCCACACUGCCCGCACGAUCGUCGUCACUGAUUUUCUAUCCCUCUCCUUAUCCUUACCCAGCACCAACACAAUCACUCGACCAUUCUCCCACCUCCGCCAAAUCCCUCGCUUGUCCCUUCUUAGCCUGGCUAUUGGCGGCGUGCUGCAUUGGCAAAACGUUGUUUUCGUCUUCACCGUGACGCCUAGUCGUGACUCCAAUCGAACACACUCCACCCCCAACCGACUGGAGACUGCCAAGGUAAAGAAUGGUGAUCUGGCGAUGGAAUCGGGAGCAAUGCUUUCGACAGGAUAUGGGUCGGCCUUCAGCAGGUCAGUAUCAAAGCAAGAUCAGUUUCCUUUCUUUUUCCAUGAAGACGUAAAGCCGCGAAGGAGCGCUCAACGUAAGCAGGCCAAUUUUGGCGCCGAAGAUGCCGGCGGCUUAGAGCAGAAUCGCGAGGAUCCGAGCAACGACGAUGUCGCUGCAGUGCUCCAUUGGACCAUUCACAGUGUGACGACUGUCGUGAACGUUAAUAUGGUCGUGGAGGACCUUGACGAGGUUGCGAUGGCCUGCGUGGGAACACCGAGAGCAGUGUGCUUCCCGAUCGUUCGUCCAAACGGCGUGAGCGCGGGUGGUUAUUACGACCAAUCUCGCGGACGCGGGGAUAGAGGCGGCAAAGAUGUUCUUUGCUGCUCAGAUGGGAGAAUGAAGCAUCCCAGGCACUUCCGCGCUCUUCACAAAUCGACAUGCACUCGCUCGCUGAUCAAUCUUCAGCAUAGAUGGCAUCCAACACGCCAGCAAUGCCUUCACGCGGCCCGUCGGCGGUGGGCGUACCAGCGACGCCAGAUUGCGAUGAGGAAUAUACGCUGCAUUAUGGUCCGUUGUUCGCAUCGCUACAUUCGAACAGCAGCUGAUGCAUUCGCACAGCACUCCUGCACCGUUCAAGAGCAACUGCUGGCGAGUCUCUCACCCCGAGAGUUGGUGGUAUACAUGCCAGAAACCCACUACUGUCAGCGCAUUGCUCGCGGCAAGUUGGAAGUUACCACUUGUCCCUUCACUCUCCGACCUUUUCCUCUGGCUGAUCCUCUUCAAGCAGCCCAUCCGCUCCCAACGAUUGCCGACACGAGGCAGAAAGAGGAAGCCACCUCUCCACCAUCCAAGGCUUUCAAAUCUGCUAAUCACUUUCUUCUGCAGUUUCUCUUGACCAUAGUCCUGUUGGGUUGGCUUCUUCGGAACGUUCGAGCAUCUUGCUAUUGGCUUGAAAGUGUCCCGAUGCUGGCUCUAUGCGUUGUAAGAGUUGGUAAUAACAGCCUAGAGAUUGACUUGCAAUAUUCGGUACUGGGAGCGCAGGCCAACGGCGAGGAAGUUCUACAUUCGCGACAGAAUUAUUCGGGACGGGAAGGAGCCGAGCCUCCAACCCCCGGCUCUCAAAAGAUGACCGAGUCCACGCAGCUUAUGCCCACAGCCAAUAUUGUCCACAGCACAGCUUCCUUACGUCUACACGUCCUUGCGCUCGUCGAGUAUGCGACGACUCCCCUGCCAACCACCAAGUCCUCCAAGUCGCACAGCAUGCCACAGUGGCCGCAGAAAUUGCACGAAGCAGCAGAGACAUGGACUCCUUCGUCUGCUUCACCAAUAUCCGCUAUGGCAGGCAGCGAGCCACUGGCCAGCCUGGACGGCUCCGAAGAAGAUGUUGACAGCCUUUCCAGCUACACCGUAUACUCGUCCGCCGACUCCGACGACGACUCUCCUGCCGCCGACGAAAAGCGCAGAAUCCGAAAAGAACUUGAUGAUGCCGCUUUUGCUAAACUCGCGGAUCAAAGGGGCGAGGGGGAAAGGACUUUGAAGGAAAGGGCCAAGGAGCGAGAGCAGCGCCGUAGAGAGAUGCUCAUUGCCACGGCCUUCCCGUCCACGGUCAUACCAGACAGAGAACAACAAGCAUCUCAGAGAGACCGAGUCGAAGUGCUCGAGGAGUACUACUACGAUGCUGAGACUCAUAAAGCCCGCCAGCGCCCUUUGCUUCAGGACCACACAGCGCCUAUAAAGGCUGGCCAAGAGCCUCAAGCAUCUGUGCUAUCCAUUGAACCUUGGAAUUCAUCGGCACAACCUGAUCCAAGGCCAGUCGAUGACCCUUCUAUGGGAAUGGAUAAGGAUCAAGUGAUGGCACGCUGCGGGCAAACGGAGCAUCUAAGGAGGGGCAAGUUAUGCAUGGCUCAAGAUGGCGGAGCAGGACAAGUAAGUGAAGACGUGAGAACGUUUUUUACAUCCCCAAUUCAUCUAAUCUUUGCUCAGUGUAUUCUCAUUAGUAUCGAUCUUGACCGCCUUCGCCUUCACCUCCACCUCCACCUCCACAUAACAUACGGCCGACGCGUGACUUCGCGGCAGCGUCGCGGAUGCAACGGCCAUGCGACGCGGCCGCGCGGAAGACGCCGAAACCGAUCAAACAAUAUCAAACCUCCAUUCGGAAUAACACUUAACAUUCAACAUCAAUAUCUCAGCGGCUGCAAUCAUAAGGUUGCUGCAAGCAUAAGAACAUGGCUCGAGAGGUCGCCACCUGAACUCACCUGCUUAACCACGGAAGUUGAAGUGGUCACCAAGCACAGCUUCAUUCCGACUGCACUGGCCGUGUUCCUCUUCGGAACCACCAUCAUUUCAGCAUCUGUUUCGAAUCUCGACUCUCGUUCUGACAAGCAUUCAGCGACCCAGAAGUAUACACCAUCGCAGAUCUACGACGGACUUCGUUCUUCACCCUUCAACGCUACGAAGAAGUGCAUCAAAGUCGUCAUUGAAGCAAGCGCCAAUUACCUCUACGCCGGCUUCAGCUUCAUCUCAGACCGCGCGGCAGAUUCAUACGCCUUCACAGAGACCGGUAUAGAGUGGGAUGAGAGGUUGAAUUGCAGAAGUACUCUUUCGGCCAUGAAUGUACGUGAGAUGCUGUACAAAUUCGCAGCAAUCGCAGAAGAAUUUCCAUGGGCUCUGACCGAAGGGAGAUAUUUCAUGAAGGCAAGGAAGAGGGGAAAGAUUGUCCUGAAGAUGGGGUUGAAGCCGAGAGAGAGCUCUUGCGUUUGGUCUGGGAGGUUCCUUUAUGCGCGCGCUGAUGACCGCCCUAUUGACCAUCAACUCACGCACAUACGUGCUGGCAACAGCCUUCUCCAGCUUUUGUGGUAUCCCUUUGAGAUUCCCUUGCUCUGCGCACUCGUUCGGUUUCCGCUUCUUCUAAGAUUUCAUCGCGAUCGAACUUGGUUGACUCGCCUGUUCUCGCCAGUGUUCGCCCAUGUCGGAAUGAUAUCCCAUGGCCACCGAAAGGCCAGCCCAUGCAGUAAUCUCGUGAGUAUGCACGUCUGCUUCACGAACAGGUCUGCGCCUUUCGGAUCAACUCACUCUCAUACCAGUUUGAGACAGCGUUUCCAGCUAUCAAGAGCUUAUUCGGUAUGUUCAAAGUUCCUCAAUAUCCGAUCGGCACCUCAUCGCCACGACGAAGAGAAGGGAUUGGCCUGCGAUAGAAUGGCGCUCCGGGGUUCUCGCGCACGCUGGUCUGGUUUGGCUUUCCCACUGCUGAAUCCAGCUUUGAAAUCGCGGCCUGCCAUGCUAAAUGCCUCCGGAAAGAAGAGGAGAGAAGGGUGGCCUGAUCCUGGUCGAGCGGUAGAUACAACAUCUUUGGGAGGUGUACUUGUCAAUGCUGUCCCGCCCACGCCACCGACCUUGCGAGACAGCAGUAUGCCACUCACAGUACCAACAGUCCGCCGUGUGGAUCCUGUGUACACCACAUAUGUACGCCCGUACAGAUGCACAACACGAUCGUCGCGCAGAUGGCUGCGAGCACUGAAUGGUGGCCUUGGCCGACUAACACCGCAGGAUACGAGCGAGGCACGCACGGUGUGGUACCUAUGUCUGAGGAUGGAGGACAGAGGGCCACGGUGUCGCCGGCAUAUACAUCUCUGCAUAUACCCAUCCACGCCGGAACAGACCACGCUUAUUCAUGCCAUCGGAUCUGGAAACAUCAAGGUGCACACCAAGCUUGAACGAACCAGGCCAGGUGCAAGAGUCGAUCAGUGGAACGCCCAAAAUACAUCUUUCCCAACGCCAGCGGCAAGCCUUUCACCGCCAAGACCCUGCUUUCAGGAGAAGCCCAAGGGCUCCACCUCUCCAGACCUUGCACGACAAGUUGAAAAGCGGCCUGUUAUCAAGCAGAUGGGUGAACAUUGGCUCCGAUGGAAACUUCUCGCACCGAACCAUCGCAUCACACGCAGUGUGAUCGCCACACUCGUUCUCCCCUUGGGCAGAGAAGCUAGUUUACCUGGGACAACCCUCGUUGCCUCCGUCUCACCUUUUCACCUUUCAAUAAAGAUCAUCAUCAACCAUUCUCCGCGUAGCGAGGUUCCGGGUGGGUUGGCUGUAUGGCUGUGGAGCCAAGAGCACCUGGAUGAGCACAUUAGCCGGCGAUUUGCACUGCCGGCCUACCAGCUUGUUCUUUCGUGUAGUGAAAGAGCAGCCGAAGAUCCACUGAACCGUUCGCCGUGCAUUCCAUAUCUUGUUGUGGGAGUAGGUACGUACAUCAAGGCAAGCGAUUGCUUUACAGCUGACUACCGCGAUGAUUUGGUGUCGCGAAAGAGGGCGUCCAUUUGGGGCUUGGGGUGGCCUGACGAGAUGGAAAGUAGAUAUCCUACCGCUGCGCUCAAUGUAAUUAAUUUUGCUCUAGUGCGAUCAAAGAGCUUUUCGGAACUGGCGAGGUUUUUGGGAUUGGCACUACCUCCUCGACUUGCUACUUGGCUAAGCUUGCAUCUGGCCAAGCUUCUUGUCUGGCGGCUUUCAACAUUGAAGCGCUCUCAAUAUCCGCGAUACGAACAGGAUGCUGAAGCAUGCGUAAAGAAAGCCAGCCUCAACGUUCGACUCACGCCCAAAUCCGUUGAGCCGCACCACUACCGCGAGAGCAUUCGUAGAGCUGGACUUCAAUCCUUCGAUCCCAACUUUGACAUAGCACCAGGCCAAUGCCAACCGACUUUUUCAAAUAAGAACUUAGUCCUUCUACCUUUUGAAAUCACAGCGGCGAGAGUUUGCGCAAACCAAAUCAGCGAGCAGACGCAUUCCGAACGUAGAAGAGUCUGGCUACGAGUUCUAUCCGUACGUACAGGCUUCCCAAAUCCCUUCCAAUCUCACUCAGUCAAUCUUUUGAACCUGAUUCCAAUCAUUUCGUCUAUACAGCCCGACGCCUUAGUACCACAACCCAUGUCCGUCCUCGCUGCCAGAAAUACAAUCUCAAAGAAUCAUCCCCGCUAUCCAUUCUCCCCGCUUAAAUCCAACUCCUUAUCCCUUCUUCUGCAAACUCGAAUCACUGAAGCCCCGCUUAUGACUCGGAACGAAGGUCUCUUAGCUAAUUUGGGGCUUAAGAGGGAGUCUUUUGCUGCUGGUGUAGACUGCGAUUGUGAUUUGGACUGCAAUUUUGGUAUUCGGGUAGGUGUUGGGGUUGGUCUUGUUGACCGGGAGGCAUUGUCUAAAAAUUUUCUUGAUUUUGGGAAUUUCGUACGAGGUUGGAUAGAUGGGAGGGAUACGAUAAUAGGAUUUCGAGGAAUCCUGGGGGGUAAGGAGUUGACUAGGAGGCUCGAAAUUUCCGUAUUUCCAAGGCACUUAUACAAUGUGGCCGGGGAUCGCGAACAUCAUUCACCACCGCCUGAAGCGCCUACAAGCAAGACGUUGUGGAAAGACCGCCUAAUCAUUGCUCACAGGGCCGCAUUUCGCAUGGCAGACGCGCAUGACUUCGUGUCGAAGAUUGCCAGCAUUAUUCACGAUAGAUUCCAGGGCCGCAUAGCGCUGGGAGGCGCUUAUGACUUCGUUCCGAGUUCGGGAUGGGCAAACAAUGCUUUGCGAGGAGAGAUCGCCAGCAUCAUUCACGAUAACUUUCAGGGCCUUUUGGAUUGGGUGAAUGAUGCUUUACGAAGAGAGAUUGCUAGCAUCAUUCACGAUCAGGUCGAGUCGCCUUCAACCACUGCCAAUGCGGACAAGAUAGCAGUAUUGUGUCUGCGCAGAAACGGGGUAGAGGUUAGAUUCUUUCUAGAUGCCGCAGGCGCUACUAGUUCGGCGGUUCGCCUUCUUGGUCUUAGUCCUGCGGUGCUGGCCAAAGAAAGCAGAGCGAAAGCCAGACUCUUGACAAAGAGAAUCCUGAAGGCCGAGCAUUUGCUUGACCAUGCGUUGAGAUUCUCUCACGGCAGCGCCUUUGCAGAGAAGUACGUCUACCAGUUCUCAGAGUUUGAUGAACAGAAGCGAGUGGUUCUUCAGACUGGCAGCGUGGACCAAAUGAAGACGAGGCCUGGCUUCCUGCAGCCUUAUGACGGUUCGCGAAACGUGGGACCGAUCUAUGUCGUGGCGCAUGGGUCCGAGAUUUCGCUUCUGGGCGCAUCUCUGCAUGUCAGGAGGUACAGUGCCAUGUCGUUUCGUGAUGAAUCCUCACGACUCCAACCUUUGCUCGCUCGGUUCUAA
This is a messenger RNA of Pseudocercospora fijiensis CIRAD86, 7326 nucleotides long. RefSeq lists its product as uncharacterized. The record is from RefSeq and is a predicted model, not a curated record. The transcript has 55 exons. Lineage: Eukaryota; Fungi; Ascomycota; Dothideomycetes; Mycosphaerellales; Mycosphaerellaceae. Bases 1 to 7326 code for a protein of 2441 amino acids.